Messenger RNA from Caenorhabditis angaria, 2595 nucleotides. The record is from the annotation of a GenBank genome assembly. Lineage: Eukaryota; Metazoa; Nematoda; Chromadorea; Rhabditida; Rhabditidae.
AUGAGAUUAUACAAUUAUGUACUUGCUAGUUUUUUGAUUUUCGGUGGAAACGUUCGAUGCGAGGAUGAUAUGGAAUUAGUUCUAGUUCAGGCGGUGAGUUGAAAAAGGGGUACUGUAGUUUCAGAAAAAUUUAUUUUCAGUAAUACAAAUUUUUGAAAAAAAUUAUAUAUUUUUUGGAACAGUCUGUGGCUAAAAAAAGUCCAUGUAAUUCUGGAAUUUCUGUAGAUCACAGAAAAAUCGCAUUUUCGCAGAUAAAAAAAUUAAAUUAUGAAAAUUUUAGGCUCGAAGUAAAACAGCCUACAGUAACCAUGUUUCUAGAACAGUUUUAAGAUUCGGGAAACUUUAUCAAAUUUUUUCUUAUCUACAGUAACCUUGUGUGAUUUGAUGGUUCUCUGAAUUUUAGCACCAAGAAAACAAGAAAGCAUCACAUUUUUUGGAGAUAACAAAAACAAGAGGUCAAUAAAUCGAAAUAUUAUGUAAAAUUGAGAGAAUCUGAGAAAAUUCUUGGUAGAUCACAAGAUUUUUGGGGGAUUUUAGAUUAUUGAUUAGAAGCUAUUCAACGAAUAAAGUUUUUUGUAAGUUUGAAUAAAGGUUUCAUCCGUAUUUUUGUUCAAAGUUUUUCAGAUUUAAAAUGUAAAAUUCAAAUUAUUCCUGAAUUCGGUUCAAUUUUUUUCGUCCCAAUUGUUUAUUUUUAUCAAAAAAAUCUGAAAUAUUUCGGUUGAUUCUUUUUGUUUUGAAAAAUUCUUGUUUCAAACAAUUCCCAAUAUACACAGUUCCUUCAAAAAUCAUUUUUUUUCCAUAAUGACCAAAACUAAGAGCUCAAAGAAUAUUGUAGUUUUUUUCAUUAUAUAAUAUUGAUACAAACAAUUUUACAUCUUUUUUUCUGAUCGAAAAUCACUGAUAAACACAAAACAAUUUAAUGUGUCUAGGAAAAGCCCAAAGAACUUAUUAUUAACCCUAACAUUAUUUUUUUUUCAAAGAUAUGGCGACAUGGAGAAAGAGCAGCGUUGGCAGAUUUAUAUCCAAUUUAUGAAAAAGAUUGGAUUUUUGGUGGUGGAGGAUUUGGUGAACUCACAGCUGUAAGAAAACAUUUCAUCCAAAAAAAUUCAAACAGAAACAUUUAGACUGGUAUGGGUCAUAUGUUCCAACUUGGUCAAACACUUCGUGAAAAAUAUUCCAACUUCAUAUCUCCUCGAUAUGACAGUAAAGAGGUCUACAUCAGAUCAACUGAUAUCAAUAGAACUAUAAUAUCAGCAAUGUCUGUUGCUUAUGGAUUAUAUCAGAAUCAAAAUGAUUCAAUAAAAAGAGCUGGUAUAGAUUAUCCAGAUAUUCCAGGUUGGAAUCCAGGCUUCAAUUUUGUACCAAUUCAUGUUGAUUCAUCGAUCGAUAAUUAUUUAACAAAUGCUCGACCAAAUUGUCCAAGAUUUAAUCAAUUAAAUAUAUUAAUGCAAAAACUUCCGGAAUAUCAAAUCUGGGCUGAAAACUUUAAUAAUUAUACUACUUAUUUCUAUGGACUCUAUAAUCUCUCUUCUACAGAUACUGAUGCAUUAUUUUCAUUUGAUUCUUUAAAAUGUCAAAGUAAAACAUUCAAUUCAACAUUAUAUCAGAAGUGUCCAUGGUAUAAUUUGGAUUUUUUCGAGGAAAAUCAACGAAUUAUUGGACCUUAUAAAGGAUUCGUUGAAGGAUAUUUCAGUAAGUUUGGAGAAAUAUUUUUAAUUCUCAAAACUCGCGCAGAAAACACACCGUAAACAACCAGAGUCUCGUUAGAGGAUACCAGAAGCUUUCAAAAUUUUACUUUUACAAAAUGAAAGAAAUUUAGAAAAAAAAAUAUAUUUUGGACCAAAACUGAUUUUAAAAAUUUCUCAAUAAAAUUUCUCGAAUUCCAAAUUUACAAAGACUGAUUUUUUUAGAAGUUCAAGCAAAUCCACGGUUUUUUUUCAUAUUUUCAAUUCUAUUUCUUCUAGAGAAUCCAGCCGUUUUAAAUGGAAUCGACAUCGCAAAAGAAGUUCAAAUUCUCCAAGGUGGUCCACUUUUCUCCGAUGUUUAUGAUCGGAUGAAAUCCAAAAUUGAUUGUAUAACUUCGGAAAAAUGUGACGGAUUUUUCAAAAAUCUCAAAUUUUACGGUUUUUCUCUGGUGAGCUACGGAAACCCAUAAUAAUUUGAAUAUAAAAAAUUACAGCACGAUCAAAAUGUGUACAGCCAAUUGGUCAAUUUUGGAUUUCCUGAAAUCACGGAAUCUCUCGAAUAUUGGCCUUCUUACUCCGCAACAAUUCUAUAUGAAACAUAUCGAAGUAAAAAUUCGACAUUUUUCAAACUUCUCUUCAAAAAAUCCUAUAAUUCUGGAGUAUCAGAUGUGACGAGGAAAAUAAAAGGUUGUGAAGAUUCCGAAUAUUGUCCGAUUUCAAUUUUGACAAGUCUCGUAGAUCAAUUCAGGCCCACUCCAGAUAUAAAAACGGUUGGUUAGUUUUCGCAGAAAUAACUCACUCAAUCUUUCAGCUAUGCUUCAAAGAUCUGACAUCUUCUUCUUUUUCUUCCACAUAUCCAACGGGUGUUUCUCUAAUAAUUUUUGCAAUUUCACUGAUCUUCUAUAACUAG